Molecule: messenger RNA, 1092 nt
Organism: Dermacentor silvarum
Lineage: Eukaryota; Metazoa; Arthropoda; Arachnida; Ixodida; Ixodidae
Exons: 3
Coding region: 1-1092 (363 amino acids)
Source: RefSeq, a predicted model, not a curated record
AUGCCGUCAUGCUCGUUCAUUUCAGGUUCGUCUCUCAUCAUGAUGUCGCGCCGACCUGCGUUUUUCGAGCCGACCGAUGUGCGCAAGGCAGUGAAGCCAUUCCUGUCGGACGCCUGGCGCCACCUGUCGAUCGUGUCACCAAACCUUGCAGAGCUGAGAGCCAUGCACGCCGCCCUGGAGAGUGUUUUGGGAACCAGUGCGACCACAGGUGAGCGCGUGCACUACUGGGACCAGCAUGCCUCGGCGUGGUUUCUUCAGGCCGAAUCGCAAUUUCAAGUCCCUGGUAUCCGCUCUCAAGCCUGUCAAGGCUUGUCAAGCCUGUCAAGCCUGUCAAAGCUCUCAAGCCUGUCAAAGUUUCAUUACGCCGUUGCAGCGCUUUCGCCCGGCGCCAUUGACGAAGUAGCAGAUUUGUUGAACGCCCCAUUGUCUACCGCCGCCUAUGACGAUCUGAAGGCAGCCCUGCUACAGCGCACAGCAGCUUCACAGCGUUCUCGCAUGCAGCAGCUUCUGUCCGCUGAAGAACUCGGUGACCGACGCCCUAGUCAACUUUUUCGCCGAAUGAGGCAGCUGCUCGGAGACAACGCGAGAUCCAUCGAUGACGCGCUGUUGCGCGAAUUGUUUUUGCAACGACUCCCGGCUAACGUGCAAAUGGUCCUGGUGACAGCCUCUACCAUGGAUUUUACCGGACUUGCCGCUUUGGCCGACAAAUUCAUGGAAGUAGGCACCCCAACCAUCGCAGCCGUGACAUCGUCUCCGGGUGACAAUACAACGGCCCUGCGAACCCUUCCCUGCUCUUCAGCAGCGCAAUCUCCGCUCGACUCCCUGUGUGAGCGCCUGGAACGCAUCAUCUAUGCAGCAGAACAUCGCUGCACGUCAACUCGUCGCCCACGCAGCCGUAGUUCCAGCAAAUCAAGACGCAGGGGCACCCGCAAUGAAACAUCAACAACGUCUGGCAUUUGCUACUACCACCGCCGUUUUGGAAACGACGCUCAUCACUGUCGGUGUCCCUGUGCUUGGCAGGGAAACAGGCUGGCCGACCUCUACAGGCGACGAGUGGUCUGGCGCAACACACAAGUCGCCUUUUCUAGGUGA